Chelmon rostratus (copperband butterflyfish) is the source of this 2579-nucleotide messenger RNA. RefSeq names its product sterol-C5-desaturase (gene sc5d). The transcript has 5 exons. Lineage: Eukaryota; Metazoa; Chordata; Actinopteri; Chaetodontiformes; Chaetodontidae. The record is from RefSeq and is a predicted model, not a curated record. Gene Ontology annotation, molecular function: iron ion binding; oxidoreductase activity. The coding region runs from base 32 to 940 and encodes 302 amino acids.
CGGAACAGGAGCAACAUCAGAAGAUUCAAACAUGGAUCUUGUGCUGAACGUUGCCGAUUAUUACGUCCUCACCCCGUACGUGUACCCCGCAUCCUGGCCUGAGGACGGUGCCCUGAGGCAGAUCAUCAGCCUGCUGGUGCUGACGAACCUCGGGGCUGCAGUCCUGUACCUGGGCCUGGGAGCCAUCAGCUACUACUUUAUCUUUGACCACAAUCUGAAGAAACACCCACACUUCUUAGAGAAUCAGGUUCAGAGGGAGAUCCAGUAUGCAAUGACCUCUCUUCCCUGGAUCAGCAUUCCCACAGUGGCCUUGUUUUUCGCUGAAGUUCGAGGUUACAGCAAACUGUACGACAGCGUCAGUGAAUCUCCGCUGGGUUGGCCGGGACUCUUCCUGAGUAUGAUCUCCUUCCUGUUUUUCACUGACAUGUGCAUCUACUGGAUUCAUCGGUUCCUGCAUCAUAAGCUUAUUUACAAGCUGUUUCACAAACCACACCACUUAUGGAAGAUCCCAACGCCAUUUGCCAGCCAUGCCUUUCAUCCAGUAGACGGCUUCAUGCAGGGACUCCCGUACCACAUCUAUCCCUUCCUCUUCCCCCUCCACAAGCUGCUUUACUUGGCCCUGUACAUUUUUGUCAACAUUUGGACCAUCUCCAUCCACGACGGUGACUAUCGCGUCCCCGACACUCUGACGAGUUUCAUCAACGGCUCCGCUCACCACACCGACCACCACCUCUUCUUCGACUACAAUUACGGCCAAUACUUCACCCUGUGGGACCGCGUGGGAGGCUCCUACAGGCACCCAUCGGCUCUGAUGGGCAAGGGUCCCCACGAUCAGAUCCGGAAACUUCAAGCAGAGGGUAAGCUCGGAGGCGACAGAGUGAAGGCUAAAGGGCAGGUGAAUGGACAUGUUCAGAGGGAAGUCACCUGUAAGGAGGAGUAACUGUCGGGACGAAAUGAUGACUAAUUGCUGAAAGUGAAACUAUUUUUGUAAAGACAAUCUGCUGCAUCCACUCUGUUAGAAAACAUAUCAGAGCACAGUUUGAGUUCUUUUACUCUAUUUGCCAAAUAGACUGUUGUGAGGGUAAUUGAUAUCAUAGUCAUAAAGGUCAAUUUGACUGAAUAUUGAACAAGCAAUUCAUCUUUGUAAGAUCAGACUGAAUCUGAAAAAUGAUAAAAGGGAACAUUCUGGUGUUUUUCGAGAAACAUCAAAAUUGUGGACAUUUGUGGUCCACCUUUGUUUCAGAUAUAUUGAUGCAAGCAGCACAAGCCUCUUAACGCUUUCCAUAGAAACUUCAGUUUUGCAUAAUUAAUGUCAAACACCUAAGUCUGACUGAAAGUAAACACAGAAAUUAGUCCCCUUCAUCAGCAUGUGUAGCCAACUACAUAGAGUUCUAUUUCAUCCUUUCUGACCGCCAGAGGCGGUGCUUUAAGCACUGAAUGACUUCGUCUCGCACAUGUGCAGGUCGAGAAGUAAUACCAACAAAGUCACCUGUGAGUGACCCCCGGACGACCUCGGACAGGCUAUAACUUCCGGUGUCAUCAGGGGAUCUGUUCCUUUUUUCUUGUCGCUUUGCAGGUGUACUACGGCCGUAGCAUUCCUAACCCUAACCCUUGGCGAAACGUGUUAGCGAGCUUCAUGCCCUGUCGAUCAGCAGUUCUUGCCUAUGGUGGAUCUCAGACAGUUCAGGGGUCACCUUAUGGCCAAAUCCUGCAUUCUUGCCUAUGGUUUUGUCAAACUUGCACUUUAAUCAGCCAAUCCAGCUGGCUUGGUUUGACCCGCCAGUAGGGGAAGGGGAUGAGAAGUCGGUGCUGUUGUGUCCUGUGCGGGCUCUGAGAGCCAGUGGACUGUACUGUGGGUAUACGACAGUCGGACCAGCUUUUUGUGUGCUUUGGCGGUCCAAAGAAAGGUUGUCCUCUCUCCAAACAGCGUCUGGCUCACUGGAUCGUGGAAGUCAUUUGUCACACAUAUAAGACGGGUGGUCGUCCCCUGCCAUCUGGCAUGAGAUGCCACUCUGUGAGAAGCGUCUCCACAUCAUGUGCUGUACUGAGAGGAGUGCCUCUGGAGGCAAUAUAUGCCACAGCCUCAUGGGCGUCAUCAAGCACCUUUGCAAGGUUCUAUCGAGUAAACAUUGCCUCUCCUCACCCACUGGGUGUGGUCCUCCUACAAAGUUCUUCUGCUUCCAGUCAAUGAGGUCUGUAUUUUGGAUUCCUCGUGACUUUGUUGGUAUUGGUCAUCAAGUGCUUAAAGCACCGCCUCUGGCGUCAGGAAGGAUGAAAUAGAACGAUAGUUACGCAUGUAACUACGGUUCUAUGAAUCCUGGAUGACUGCCAGAGCGUUCAGUCACUCAGAAUCCUUGUGGUUUUGCAAUAAGAUUCUGCAGGAACAGAUCCCCUGACGACACCGGAAGUUAUAGCCUGUCCGAGGUUCGUCAGGGGGUCACUCACAGGUGACUUUGUUGGUAUUACUUCUCGACCUGCGUCUUUCAGUACUUAAAGAUUCAAGAUUCAAGAGUCUUUAUUGUCAUUGCACAUGUCAAUGAAAUUUUCGUUGCAACCCCCAUGUUAGAUGGUAAGAAAGA